GAGACGUGUCCUCAGUGUACGGUGAUAGCUUGUGAGAGACGUGUCCUAGGAAAGAUGAAGCUCUUCAUUCUUUGUGUGAUAAUCCAAGGUUUGCUGGCGGAGGAUCCGGGACAGGUCCUGUCCAUCGACCGAUGGAAGGAGCAGGUCGUCGCGCCGGAGUUCCUCCUGGACGAUCGCGAGGACAUCGCGGGCAAUCGAAAUACCUUCUUCUACGAGGACAAGCGCAGCUUUCGUCCCGAGGGACUCGAGCAGGUUAAACGGAUCGGUCUGCAGCCGCGUCUCGUAACGAGAUCCCUGCAAUGCACCUGCGAGACACAGUACGAAAUAAGAGACCUGGGCGAAGGACACUAUCCGAGGUAUCUAACCGCGUCGCAUUGCAAGCCGAAAGCCUGCCAGAGCAAGUUCAAUCCCUGUCGACUGCUUCACUACAUGGUUCACAUAUUAAGUCAACGUAAUUUGAACGGGUUAAGCGAUGAUCGUUACUCGGAUGACGCGCUUCCGGAAACGCCACUUCCGGAAGCUCUCCGUCACAAGUGGCAACUAAAGCCGAUGAAGAUCCCGGUGGCGUGUGUGUUGACGACAGGAUAGAAGAAAUUAAUACAUACGUACAUGGGCUACCUCGGAUGUCCCAGAUCGACCAAGAAGAUAAAAUCUAGCAGCCUUCGUGAAUCCAAUUUUUUUUAGGGAUCCAAUCGAAUAAAUGCGACAUAUUGAAUUUUAUGCUUCCGCUUACGAUACGUACGGUAAAAUAUAAAAUAUCAAAUCUGAUGAAUAAAUAAUUGGAUUGUGAA
This is a messenger RNA of Nylanderia fulva, 791 nucleotides long. RefSeq names its product prothoracicotropic hormone-like. NCBI's taxonomy places the organism in Eukaryota, Metazoa, Arthropoda, Insecta, Hymenoptera, Formicidae. The record is from RefSeq and is a predicted model, not a curated record. Gene Ontology annotation, molecular function: prothoracicotrophic hormone activity.